Messenger RNA from Brienomyrus brachyistius, 903 nucleotides. RefSeq names its product signal sequence receptor, gamma (gene ssr3). NCBI's taxonomy places the organism in Eukaryota, Metazoa, Chordata, Actinopteri, Osteoglossiformes, Mormyridae. The record is from RefSeq and is a predicted model, not a curated record. Gene Ontology annotation, cellular component: membrane; endoplasmic reticulum. The coding region runs from base 137 to 694 and encodes 185 amino acids. The transcript has 5 exons. Gene Ontology annotation, biological process: SRP-dependent cotranslational protein targeting to membrane.
GUGCUCCGCCAUCCACUUCCGGAUUUGUGCUGACGAGGCGUAAGAUUGAAAGGUUUUUUCGGAGCGAACCGGGACUUUGCUACGUGUCUUUCGUUCUUACUUUUGGGCUGUGGGUUAUACGGCACACUUGUUCGCCAUGGCCCCGAAAAGCAGUAGCAAACAGCAGUCUGAGGAAGACCUUCUGCUCCAGGAUUUCAGCAGAAACCUCUCGGCGAAGUCGUCGGCGCUUUUCUAUGGCAAUGCGCUCAUAGUUUCUGCUAUCCCCAUCUGGCUGUUCUGGAGAAUCUGGCACAUGGAUCUCGUUCAGUCUGCAGUAUUAUACGGCGUUAUGACGCUGGUCAGUACUUACCUGGUUGCCUUCGCCUAUAAAAACGUGAAGUUUGUAUUAAAGCACAAAGUUGCCCAGAAACGAGAAGAUGCCGUUUCCAAGGAAGUGACCCGUAAGCUCUCUGAAGCUGAUAACCGAAAGAUGUCUCGCAAAGAGAAAGAUGAGAGGAUCCUGUGGAAGAAAAACGAGGUGGCUGAUUACGAAGCAACAACGUUCUCCAUCUUCUACAACAACACCCUCUUCCUUGUCCUUGUCAUCAUCGCCUCCUUCUUCCUGCUGAAGAACUUCAACCCCACAGUGAACUAUGUUUUGUCGAUCAGUGCAUCAUCUGGCCUUAUUGCCCUGCUCUCCACUGGGUCCAAGUAAUAAGCUGGAAGAUGUCGUCCUCGCAGUAAGGGCCAUGACUUAAGGAAAGGCAGUGUUUGUUUUUCUAAAAGGGGGGGGGGGGGGGGGGGGGGUCGACUGGAUCUCAGAUGGGAUGUGGUGGAGAGGGGGGUUAUCAUGAAACAAAUGGCUGUAAUUCAAGGUGAUUUUGAAGAUGUUCUUUUUUUUUAAUAAAGAACCAGUAAAAUGUG